AAUUAACUCUUAUAGCAUGGUUGAUGCUGCCACUAAGAAGACUCUCGCUGCUAUACCUUUACUGAAAACGAAGGCGGGUCCAAGAGAUAAGGAAGAAUGGCCAGUUAGGCUGAAGGAAGAGGUCACAAGUCUCAUAAAGUAUAUCCAUAACAACAAAGAAGCUGAUAAUGAUUGGUUAAGAAUUCAAAGCAACAAAGAAGGCACGAGAUGGUUUGGCAAAUGUUGGUAUAUUCAGGACUACAAGAAGUAUGAGUUCGAGCUUGAAUUUGAUAUUCCUGUUACAUAUCCCAGCACCGCUCCAGAGAUAGCCAUACCAGAACUGGACGGUAAAACUGCUAAAAUGUACAGAGGGGGAAAGAUUUGUCUGACCGAACAUUUUAAACCGCUGUGGUCCAGGAAUGCCCCUAAGUUCGGAGUCGCUCAUGCUCUCGCUUUAGGAUUAGGACCGUGGAUGGCGGUUGAAAUUCCAGACCUUAUUAAACGCGGAGUUGUGGUGCACAAAGACGAUCAGCCUAGCGGGGAAUAACCUAGGGCACUUAAAUUAUCACAUUAAACUCUCAACUGUUGUAAUUUAUCCCAUGUUUUGUGUUAUUUUGAUUCUUAUCUUAGGUUUUCUCCCUCGUAAUGUUAAAAUUUGAAUUUGGUUAAGAUUUCAUUUUAAAGUUAUAGCACAGAUAUUUGGUUUUAUGUUAUUUAAAGGAUUUUAAUCUUGAGUCUAAGUUUUCUCAUUCUUAUUGUUAAAAGUUAAAUUUGGUUGAGGUUUCAUUAAGUUAUACUACAGAUAUUUGGUUUAAAACUUUGAAAUGCGUACUGAAUAGCAAACGAAAUGUGAAAUGACUCAAAAGCUUGAAAUUUCAAAUAAAAUUGAACUUAACAAUGAAAUGUUCAAAACAGUCAGUUCCACUAUGGAACAAUGAUUAAUUUCAUGCUGAAUGGUAAUAGUGUAAGGGUUUAGUUAAAACAUAAUUUAUGAUUAAAUUAACAAACUAAUGCUGGUGUUAAUAUAUGAUAAAUAAUAAUUGAAUGAUGUAUUGAUGACAUAAAACUGCAAUUUUCAACCAAGCAUA
Molecule: messenger RNA, 1067 nt
Organism: Bolinopsis microptera
Lineage: Eukaryota; Metazoa; Ctenophora; Tentaculata; Lobata; Bolinopsidae
Product: ubiquitin-fold modifier-conjugating enzyme 1-like
Exons: 5
Coding region: 17-526 (169 amino acids)
Biological process (GO): protein K69-linked ufmylation
Cellular component (GO): cytoplasm
Molecular function (GO): UFM1 conjugating enzyme activity
Source: RefSeq, a predicted model, not a curated record